Molecule: messenger RNA, 4045 nt
Organism: Octodon degus (degu)
Lineage: Eukaryota; Metazoa; Chordata; Mammalia; Rodentia; Octodontidae
Gene: Stk40
Product: serine/threonine kinase 40
Exons: 12
Coding region: 719-2026 (435 amino acids)
Biological process (GO): protein phosphorylation
Molecular function (GO): protein kinase activity; ATP binding
Source: RefSeq, a predicted model, not a curated record
GCGGCGCCGCAGCCAUGGAGGGAGGCGGCGGCGGCGGCUCCGGUGGCUACGCUGGGAGGUGGCGGUAAGCGGCUCCCACGCCCCCGGCCCGGCCCCGGCCCCCAGGGACGGAGCGCCGAGCAGCCCCGAGUGCGGGCUGCGGACUAUGGGCGAGCAGCGCUGACCACCCGGGGAAGCCCUCCUGAUUCAGCAAGCCACAGCCCGUGAGAUCUGAACAGCUGCAGAUCCUUGAGGCAGAAGUACCUUUAUCAGCACCCCCUGGAGACAGAUCUAGAAAGAGACCUUCAGAUUGGAUUUACUGCCUGAUGCUGGGUCAGCAGAAUCAGUCCUGUGUGUUAGGAAGGAGAGGCGUCUGCACAGGCCAUCUGGACUCCGAAUCAUCAAGGAAGUGAGAGGAAACUUACCCUAGUGCUUUUGCCCUGCUAAGUUCUGAGGGAGCUAGGAGCUGUUCUUGAAAUACAUUGGGCCACCAAAAAGACUGUGCUGAUGGACGUGGCCUCCAACAGAACUUUUACAGUGUGGGAGAUUGUCACAGGAUUUGUCCUUGGGUUAUGCUGCACUGAAGAUAGAAGGAAAGUGACCUGAAACCAAAGCAUUUUUGACUCCUCCACCUGCUGUGGUGACACACUAGCCUUGAAGGUGGCCCUGGGGCCCACAGCUGCUCCUGCAUAUCCUCCCAGGGUCUGUAGUCAAGAGCCCAGAGGGACAAGAGCUGAGAAUGAAGCGGAGAGCAUCAGACAGAGGAGCUGGGGAAACGUCGGCCAGGGUAAAGGCUCUAGGAAGCGGGAUUUCUGGAAAUAAUGCAAAGCGAGCUGGACCAUUCAUCCUCGGUCCUCGUCUGGGCAACUCACCAGUGCCAAGCAUUGUGCAGUGUUUGGCAAGGAAAGAUGGCACAGAUGACUUCUAUCAGCUGAAGAUCCUUACUCUUGAGGAGAGGGGUGACCAAGGCAUAGAGAGCCAAGAGGAGAGGCAGGGCAAGAUGCUGCUGCACACCGAGUACUCUCUGCUCUCGCUCCUGCACACCCAGGACGGCGUGGUCCACCACCAUGGGCUGUUCCAGGACCGCACCUGUGAAAUCAUUGAGGACACAGAAUCCAGCCGCAUGGUUAAGAAGAUGAAGAAGCGCAUCUGCCUCGUCCUAGACUGCCUCUGUGCACACGACUUCAGUGACAAGACUGCUGACCUGAUCAACCUGCAGCAUUACGUCAUCAAAGAGAAGAGGCUCAGCGAGCGGGAGACUGUGGUCAUCUUCUACGAUGUGGUGCGUGUGGUGGAGGCCCUGCACCAGAAAAACAUUGUGCACAGAGACUUGAAGCUCGGGAACAUGGUGCUCAACAAAAGAACUCAUCGGAUAACCAUCACCAACUUCUGCCUCGGAAAGCAUCUCGUGAGCGAAGGGGACCUGCUGAAGGACCAGAGGGGAAGCCCUGCCUACAUCAGUCCCGAUGUGCUCAGCGGCCGGCCAUACCGAGGCAAGCCCAGUGACAUGUGGGCCCUAGGUGUGGUGCUCUUCACCAUGCUUUACGGCCAGUUCCCCUUCUACGACAGCAUCCCGCAGGAACUCUUCCGCAAGAUCAAGGCUGCUGAGUACACCAUUCCUGAGGAUGGGCGGGUCUCUGAGAACACCGUAUGUCUCAUCCGGAAACUGCUGGUCCUCGACCCCCAGCAGCGCCUGGCUGCCACUGAUGUCCUAGAAGCCCUCAGUGCCAUCAUUGCAUCGUGGCAGUCCUUGUCUUCUUUGAGUGGACCUUUACAAGUGGUUCCUGACAUUGACGACCAGAUGAGCAAUGCGGACAGCUCCCAGGAGGCGAAGGUGACAGAGGAGUGCUCUCAGUAUGAAUUUGAGAACUACAUGCGGCAGCAGCUGCUGCUGGCCGAGGAGAAGAGCUCCAUACACGAGGCCCGGAGCUGGGUGCCCAAGCGGCAGUUCGGCAGCGUGCCGCCUGUGCGACGGCUGGGCCACGACGCGCAGCCCAUGACCUCCUUGGACACGGCCAUUCUGGCCCAGCGCUAUCUGCGGAAAUAGUGGCCUCGGCCGGGGGCAGCCAGCCCCAUCGCCACCUCUCCUGGCCCCCAGGCCCAGGGCCUGGCUGUCAGGGCUGGGUCUGUGGUGCUGGACUUGCCCAGGCUGGAGUAGGAACAGGGCAGGGACAGGGACAGCCCAAGUCACACGUGGGGUCAGCAGAGGUACACAAAGCUACCUUUUGGGAUGAUUGCUUGAUUGUUUGGUUUUUUAAUCUGAGAAGCAUAGAUAACUAAUCUGCUUUUAAUCAUGAUAUUUUAAUCUACCUCUGUCUCUUUAACCAUGCUGUCUCUGGACUGAGUGAUGGGAGGAGGGAGUCCACCCACGAGCCCCAGGCCCUGACCCAGCCUGCCAGCCUCCCGGCCGUGGGGGCCACUGCUCCCACAGUCCAAAUAAGCUGAAAGUGCAGCUUGCUGCUGGCUCCCAGACUGAAAGCCCACCUCCCUGCUCUCCCACAGUCCAUGCUGCCCCUCUUCUGAUCCCAGGCCCUCGGUCCAAGCUUUGGAAAACCUCCCCCUUCAUCUUAUACCGAAUUAAAGUAUAUUUAUUUUUUUACAGAACCAACUUCCCUCUCAUUUCUAGGUGGCCCAGCUCUUGGCCACGCCUUGCCCUAAACCUGGCAGGACAGCAGGGUGUGCAGCCCCCACUGGGCCUCCCUCCUAACCCCAGCCACAGGGAGCCCCUUGCCAGCCCCUCUGCUCCCAUCCCAGGCUCUGUUUCUGAUGGGGGCCUUUCUAGACUUGGCUGUUUCUUUUGUCAGUAGCUUCUCUGAGGUGCUGCAUGAUAGCCCUGCUUCCUUUUCCAUCUUUCACGUGGCACCCAGCUAGCCAGGAGACACGGCAGGCUGGGGAGGCGCGCCUGGGCCAGGCCUGGCCCAGGACUUGGCCCUACUUGUACCCCACUCUCCAGCUCCCCGCUACAUUGUUGGAACAAGCAGUGGGAUAUCUCCCUUCCUACCCCUGCUCCAGAGAAAAGGUGUCCUCCCCCCAACACAACACUGGCCAGGGGCCCCCAUGGGGCUGGGAGACUUGGGACAGACGUGUAGGGAUUGAGGUCCCGCCCUGCCUGGCUUGAGAACAGCCCUGCUACCCUUUGAGCCAUGAUUUUGAAGUGGAUGCCGGUCUUGCCAGAAAUGCUGUUCUCACCAGAAUGCCCUGCCAUGUGCUCUCCCUCCCUGGACUUGGCCCUGCCCAGUGUUAAGCACGAACCCUUCCCUGGAUGCCUACCCCGUGUGUCCUCUUGAGAGGCUGAGCGUCCCUUCCAAGCAUCCCCAGGCCCUUCCUGCCUGUCCUUGACCCCAGUGUUUCCCAGAGUGUGAGCUGCCUCCAAACCCCUAAAAAAGCUGACUCACUGUGAGCGACAUUGGGCAAGUUCCCAAACUUGUGCCUCAGUUUCCCCAUCUGGAAAAAAUGGGGCCACCUCUUGCCAGCAGUAGCAGGGCCACCCGUGCCCCUUCUUCCCAAUGUCCCAACCCAGCACUCGGGCACCUCUGGCCUCUGCCUCAGUGGGUCUGUGGGAGCCCACCACUUAUUCCCCAAGCACCCAGCUCUGCCUCUAGCUCAGCCAUCCAGCUGCUGAGAGCCAGGGCACGGUGCUGUGCUCUUUUCUAUAUUUAUUUGAUAUAAAAGUCUCUUAAAGGGGCAGAAAUGUGGCCAGCCUGGACUCCGAGCCCUGGGACUGUCCUCCGGUGGGGCGAGGGCCUACUGUAGUGGGGCCACCGCCCAGGACCCAAGGGCCUGCUUCCCACAUGAGGUCUUUCUCCUCCUUUUCAAAGCAAUAUCCUUGGGUCUGCACAGCCCCAUCAGACAGCCUGGAUCCUCCCCAGGGGAGCCCAGGGUCUGAUGGCAUUUCUGGAGACGCAUAAGAGGAGGCUGAGUCUGCCCUCGCUGGUGUCACACACUGAGAAGUCCUGUUGUAAAGAAACAAAAUGGAAAAUGUCACAAAAAAGUUUGUAUAAAGACAUAUUUUUGUACUACAUGGGGACUCGACCUGCAUGUCAGCAAUAAAACUUCCUUGUCUGGA